AUGGAGAAGCUCAAGAAUAAGAUUCUGAACCCUAAACGACGCUCUCGCCAGCCUGAAGAUGCAAGACAGGACUCCGCAGUCUCCCGCUCUGGCUUCCGUGACUGGGCUGUAGCUUUCGUAGUGUGCAAUUUCAACGUUGAUGUCGGACCCGAGAUAGAAAUCAUAUACCCUCCAGAUGUAUCCUUCUCCACAGCCGACCUUGGUGCCAUCUGCUUUAACAGCUUUCCAGAACAGCAGAAUACUGAGACGGUCGAUGACCUUGCUUUCAACUUCACCAUCACCAAUUCUUCGCCAGAUGUCAGCAUAUCGUCACCACGUGCCCCUUAUGGCAGUUCAGAUACCUUCUAUGGCACAUGCGUUUUCCGUCAAGAAUUCGACCAUACGAUGAAGCGGAGCUUCAACCAGCGAACACUUGUACUGGUGUCGGCUCACAAUUUCCUGGCCUUUUACACCCGAUUGUUGCAUUGCAUGACAGAAUCUGGUGUUAUCAGUGAUCCGACCACUCUGGAGGCAGCUUACUCCUCAAUGGUCACCUGGCCGUCACCCACGCUUGGUCGGCAAGAACUGCCUUUCCUGGGGUCGGUCAUCAGCUUGGAUAUUGCUCCGCAUUUUGCUUUUCCUCUUCAAGGUCUGGCAGGACCGACGCCACUGAUAUCAGACAAGCCGUCAUCGAUCUACGCUUAUGAGCCGUUAGGAUCAUGGGACACUCUAAUGCAUUAUAUGCCGUGCAUUACAGACCUCUAUGUCAUAUACGAGAAGCUGAUCCUCUGCGAGAGUGUGAUCGUUGUCGCCAAGUCACCUCAACUCGCAAGCGAAGCUGUGUCCUCACUUGUCGAUCUUGUUCGGCCAGUCCCAUACGCUGGUAUCAUCAAACCAUAUAUGACUAUGCAAGCGAACUUCCAGUGCAUAGGCAUCGACGGCGGCACUCCCAGGCCUUUCAUCAUUGGAAUCACAAACCCAUUCCUUCUUAAACGUAUUGUAGCAGCAACCGAAAAGAGUCAACAGCUUCGACCGCACAUUCUGUAUUUGCAGAACUUCGACGGCCCGGUACCGGUCAAAAGACAUCAUUCAAUCCACCACAAGUCGAGCCGCAACGCAUUACUAGACCUUCCUGGUGGUGGCAUAGAAGCACGUAUGCCUUCGAAGCGUUUCUUGAAAUCGGACCAUGCUGUUGUAUCUCAUAUCGAGACUUUGCUCAAGAGUGGUGACCAAACCCACGAGCUAGGACCAAUGAUCAGGCGACAUUUUGCGGAACUGACAGCCCAGUUCAUCGCACCCAUCAACCGCUAUCUCACCACCACCAACGUCGUCUCUCCUGGCGGCAAUCAACGCUAUGCGAGUUUUUCAGUGAACGAAUUCAUCCGUAACCUGGGAAAGCACGGAACCAGCGUCAAGAUUCGAGGGCAGGGCCCAAUACAACGACACCGCACCAGGGACGCAUUCUAUGAGGCCUUCUGCAGCUCGCUCAAUUUUCACUCAUGGCUGGAGAUGAAGAUCGCCUUAGAGACGGAGGCCAGUGCCGGGCUGUUGGGAGCAGGCCCUUCCGCGGCAGGAGGUUGA
Molecule: messenger RNA, 1560 nt
Organism: Didymosphaeria variabile
Lineage: Eukaryota; Fungi; Ascomycota; Dothideomycetes; Pleosporales; Didymosphaeriaceae
Exons: 5
Coding region: 1-1560 (519 amino acids)
Cellular component (GO): recycling endosome
Molecular function (GO): guanyl-nucleotide exchange factor activity
Source: RefSeq, a predicted model, not a curated record